AGCCGUUCUGCAUCACGUGACGUUCUUCCGGGCAGUCCGAGGCCUCGCGCGGCAGUUCUUGGUCCCGCGGUGUUUCUGUGGUGUUGUGUGAGGUGCAGAGUCUCCGAUGUGGAUAACUACAUGGCGGUAAAGCGGAACACAGCGAGCAUUUAAAAAUUGUGAGUGCUUUGCCAGAAAGUCUCCACGGGCUUCUUGAUCCUGGUUGGUGUAAUAAAAGUACAGCCUCAUAGUGAGGCAAAGGUCUGAUGAUGGAGAAUGGACAGGGAACAGGGGCAAAGCUUGGAUUGCCACCUCUUACUCCAGAGCAGCAGGAGGCGCUACAGAAGGCUAAGAAGUAUGCCAUGGAACAGAGCAUAAAGAGUGUUUUAGUAAAACAGACCAUUGCCCACCAGCAGCAGCAGCUCACAAACUUGCAGAUGGCAGCAGUGACAAUGGGCUUUGGAGAUCCUCUCUCAUCUUUACAAUCGGUGGCAGCACAGAGACAGCGAGCUCUAGCCAUCAUGUGCCGCGUAUAUGUGGGUUCCAUUUAUUACGAGCUGGGGGAAGACACCAUCCGGCAGGCCUUUGCCCCCUUUGGUCCCAUAAAGAGCAUCGAUAUGUCUUGGGACUCAGUCACCAUGAAACACAAGGGCUUUGCUUUUGUUGAGUAUGAGAUUCCUGAAGCAGCUCAGCUGGCCUUGGAGCAGAUGAACUCAGUCAUGCUGGGUGGAAGAAACAUUAAGGUGGGGCGGCCAAGUAACAUUGGACAGGCGCAGCCCAUCAUUGAACAACUGGCAGAGGAGGCACGUGCCUACAACCGAAUCUAUGUAGCUUCAAUCCACCCUGAUCUAUCAGAUGAUGACAUCAAGAGCGUCUUUGAGGCCUUCGGAAAGAUUAAAAGUUGUAUGCUGGCACGGGAACCCACCACAGGAAAGCACAAGGGCUUCGGAUUUAUUGAAUAUGAAAAGCCUCAGUCAGCGCUGGAUGCCGUCUCAUCUAUGAACCUGUUUGACCUUGGAGGUCAGUACCUACGAGUGGGGAAGGCUGUUACCCCUCCCAUGCCUCUGUUGAUGCCUACAACUCCUGGAGGGCUGCCCGCUGCUGCAGCUGUGGCUGCAGCGGCGGCAACCGCCAAGAUCACUGCCCAGGAGGCUGUUGCUGGAGCGACAGUCCUGGGAUCCCUAGCCUCACCAGCACACAUUCUCAGUCAGCAGAUGGGGCUCCAACAGGCCGUAUUAGCUGCCCAAGCCCCCGGCAUCAUCACAGGUGUGACGCCUGCUCGACCUACUCUCCCUGUAGUCCCCCAAGUUGGUUUGGUUAACCCAGUACUAGCAUCCCCGCCAGUCUCAACACCUGUUACUAUGGGAACACCAACAUCUGCAACGCAAACACAUAGAGAAUUGAAGAGAGAGGAAGACAAUAGAAGGACUGAAGAAGAUCAGGGUCGGCCAGUCGGAAAUGGGCAGGACAGUGAACUGGAGCAGCUAAGUGUCAGUGGAAGUGGAGGAAAACAAACAGUUAUGCAGUCAAAGUCAACUGUUAUGGUGCUACGCAACAUGGUGGGCCCAGAGGACAUUGACGAUGACCUGGAAGGGGAAGUGAUGGAGGAAUGUGGGAAGUAUGGUGCUGUUAAUCGGGUAAUCAUUUACCAGGAGCGACAAGGUGAGGAGGACGAUUCUGAGAUCAUAGUGAAGAUUUUUGUGGAGUUCUCCGAUGCAGAGGAAAUGAACAAGGCUAUCCAGGCCCUCAACAACCGCUGGUUUGCAGGUCGCAAGGUUGUUGCCGAGUUGUACGAUCAAGAGCGUUUUAAUAGCAGUGACCUCUCCGCGUAAGACUGUCCCAAAAUGGCAACUGGCCCCGUCUCUUGGCACUCAAACUCACUCGGCUUCCAUCACUGCUGUUAGAAAAUGUGGGCCUCUUUGAAACUUGUAAUUAUUUUUUUAUUGAUGUUGAUAGCAAUGAUAUUAUUGGAAAAAUCCCAAUGGAGGGAUUUAGCGUAGGACAAAAAAUAUCCUCCUCAUGCAUUUACUUUGUGUCACCUACUGUGAAAGACUUUUUUUUUUUUUAACAGUCAUUAUUAUUUGCAGGUUUUUGUUUUGCUAAUUUUUAAGGAAAGAUGCAGGUUUCUCCCAUUCCCACCCAUACUUUUUUACAAAUGGCAACUUUUUCUCCUCUGAUAUUGUCUUCAGAUUCUAAACAUUGUGUUGGUGAUAUUGGUUCUGGCUUUACCAAACAAUAAAUUUCUCUAAUAUGCUA
Molecule: messenger RNA, 2235 nt
Organism: Myxocyprinus asiaticus (Chinese sucker)
Lineage: Eukaryota; Metazoa; Chordata; Actinopteri; Cypriniformes; Catostomidae
Gene: puf60b
Product: poly-U binding splicing factor b
Exons: 12
Coding region: 246-1811 (521 amino acids)
Biological process (GO): alternative mRNA splicing, via spliceosome; mRNA splice site recognition; regulation of alternative mRNA splicing, via spliceosome
Cellular component (GO): precatalytic spliceosome; catalytic step 2 spliceosome
Molecular function (GO): RNA binding
Source: RefSeq, a predicted model, not a curated record